AUGCUAUCUCGGGCGGCGCGUAGAAAAUUGGCCUUUACCGCUGCCACUGAGCAGCAGGCGAAGCGAGCCCUUGUGCAGGUCUUUGUCGAUGGCAAGCCUGUCAAAGUCGAAGCCGGCACCACUGUUCUUCGAGCCUGCGAAGCUGCUGGUGUCCAGAUUCCCCGAUUCUGCUACCACGAGCGUCUCUCCAUCGCUGGCAACUGCCGAAUGUGCCUAGUCGAAGUCGAAAAGAUGCCCAAGGCCGUCGCUUCCUGCGCCUUCCCAGUUAUGAAGGGAAUGUCUAUUUUGACCAACAGUGAGAAAUCUCGACGAUCGCGAGAAGCUGUCAUGGAGUUUCUCUUGGCUAACCACCCUCUUGAUUGCCCAAUUUGCGAUCAGGGUGGUGAGUGCGAUCUUCAGGAUCAGGCCAUGACUCACGGAAGUGAUCGAUCUCGAUUCUGGGAGGGAAAACGAGCCGUCGAAGAUAAGGAUAUCGGGCCUCUUGUCAAAACUGUCAUGACUCGAUGCAUCCAGUGUACUAGAUGCGUCCGAUUCUGCCAGGAAAUCGCUGGUAUUGAUGAGCUCGGAACAACUGGUCGGGGAAACGAUCUCCAGAUCGGUACAUACGUCGAAAAGGCUUUAAGCACUGAGUUGUCUGGAAACCUUAUUGAUGUCUGCCCAGUUGGUGCCCUUACCAGCAAGCCAUAUGCUUUUAGUGCUCGCCCAUGGGAAACCCGAAAGACUGAUUCCGUCGAUGUCAUGGAUGCCGUUGGUACCAAUAUCGUCGUUUCUUCCCGAGCUGGCGAUCUUCUUCGAAUCAUCCCAAGACUCAACGAGGAAGUCAAUGAAGAAUGGCUCGCUGACAAGGGUCGAUUCUCUUAUGACGGACUCAAGCGACAGCGACUCACCCAGCCCAUGGCUCGAGGUGAAAACGGCAAACUCACCAAGGUCGAUUGGCAGGAUGCUCUCACCGUUGCUUCCGAUGCUAUUGCUGAUGCUGGUGAGAACAUUGCCGUUGUCGUUGGUCCAUUCGCCGAUGUCGAGACCAUGUGCCUCGCCAAGGAUCUCGCUAACAAGGCCGGCUCCGAGAUGGUUACCACUGAGCAGAGCUUUAUCGCUAAUGGUGAUCUUCGAUCUGACUACACUUUCAACUCGACUAUUGCUGGCAUCGAAGAGGCUGACCGAGUCAUCAUCAUUGGCUGCAACCCUCGAUUUGAAGCUCCACUUAUCAACGCCCGAAUCCGAAAAUCCUGGCUCCACAAGGAAACCGAAGUUGACGUCAUUGGUUCUGAGCUGAACCUCUCCUACACUCACCAGUACCACGGAAAUGACCCACAAAUCAUCAAUGACAUCGCUAACGGCACCCACCCAAUCUGCGAAGAACUCGCUGAAUGCGAGCGACCCAUGGUCAUCCUUGGUUCUUCCGUCUUUGAGCGAGCCGAUGGCUCUGCUAUCCACCAGUCUGUCAAGAAAAUGUGCGAAUCCUUGAACACCCCCGAAGGCUGGAACCCAUUCAAUAUUAUGCACAAGUCUGCUUCUACUGUUGGCGCUCUCGAUCUUGGCUACAAGACUGGUGUUGAACACAUCAAGGGCCGAAAGCCUGAUGUUAUCAUCAACCUCGGCGCUGAUGAGGGUCUCAUUACUCGAGAUGAUGUUUCUUCCACUGGCAAGAUCAUUUACAUCGGACACAACGGUGACGCUGGUGCUUCCUCUGCUGACGUCAUCCUCCCAGCUGCCGCUUACACCGAGAAGAACGGUACCUACGUUAACACUGAAGGCCGAGUCCAGGUCACUCGAACCGCUAUUACUCCCCCUGGAGCUGCCCGAGAAGACUGGAAGAUCGUCCGAGUCCUCUCUGAGCUUAGCAACCUUACUCUUCCAUACGACACCCUCAAAGAAGUCCGAUCCCGAGUGCGAGAAGUUGCUCCUCAUUUAGUUAAAUUCGAUUCUCUUGAACAAAGCGCGAUUUCGAUUCCAGCUGAACCCAGCACAAUGGCAAACGAACCACUUGUCGCCAACCAGACCCAGCUCUCUGAGUACUAUAUCACAGAUUCCAUCACCAGAAGUUCAAAAGUUAUGGCUAAGUGCGUCAAUCGGAAAGUAAAGGAAAAAGCAAAAGAACCGAUAAAAGAAGUCCUCAAGGUUCUCAUCGAUGGAAAAGUGGUCAAAGCAUCACAGCAUCCGGACUUAGUAAAAUACGACGAGGCAAAAGCCAUCUGUGAGUGGGAGAACAAAACUUUGCCACGUUCGUCCUUCAGAGUUGUCGAAAACGGGCACGAGUAUAAGUCCAUAUUUUGGCUUGCGGAAGACGAGCAAUCAAGAAAAGAAGCGAAUGAUGAGUACUUGGAAGAUCUGGGCGUUUCCUUUGUUACAGCAAAUGGCGGCGGUGGUUUCUGUGCGAUUUUAGAUACUGGACCUCUCACUUUGACAACACCUUUACCGAGUAUCUUUAUUUGCGAAGAUGCUCUUUAUGAUGAAUAUAAUCGCGUCGUUCUCCACAUAAAUGUAACUGUUGGCUGCGACCCGCUCGAACUCAACGCGACGUUCAUAGAAGCAAGAAAUCUUUUUAAAUCUAGCCAUUUUGAUGUCACAUUUUAUUAUGAAGAUCAUAUGAACAAGAAAUCAUACGCAAGACCAAAAAUAAGCGGGUACACGAAACGCAACUUCUCCGAAGAAACAACUGGAAUAAACUGGUGCAGGAACAGUGGGAUAACGUUAAACGCAUCACAACACCCGGAGUUACUAAAAUACGAUCAGGCAAAAACCAUCUGUGAGAGAGAGAACAAAACAUUGCCCCGUUCGGUCUUCAGAGUCAUCGAAAAGGGGCACGAGUUUAAGUCCAUAUUUUGGCUUUUGGAAGACGAGCAAUCAAGGAAAGAAGCUAAUGAAGAGUUUCUACAAGAUCAAGCAGUUUCUUUUGUUUACGAAAAAAGUGAACUGUGCGCGAUAUUGGAUAUUCGGAAUAUACUUCCGUCUUUACCGAAUCACUUCAUCUGUAAAAAUGCGGUGUUUGACGAAGAUGACCGAGUUAUUAUUCACAUAAAUGUCACUGUCGGAUGCGUCCUACUCGAACUGAACAAGACUUUUAUUGAAGACAAUAAUCUCUGGGAAUACGGCUAUCUAGAUAAAACAUAUUCUUACGAAGAUCCUAUGGGUUACAAUAUGUUUUCACGACCAAAAAUUAGCGGGUACAGAAAGCGUUACUUUAGUGGAGAUAAAACGGGAAUCAACUGUGGACAACCAGUAAGAAAUGCAAAAGCAAAAAGACUCCGAGAGAAGGACCAUCAAGUUAUCCGUGGCUAUUCUUAUUCAACUGCGAGGGCUCUUUGCUUCCCAAAUAAUUACAGAGAGAAUCUCCCUCCGAGAGAUGUAACGUAUGAAUCAACUAAUAGUACUGCCACUGCCUACCGAAAAAUCUGUAGACAAGACAACAACAACAAUUCUUGA
Molecule: messenger RNA, 3426 nt
Organism: Oikopleura dioica
Lineage: Eukaryota; Metazoa; Chordata; Appendicularia; Copelata; Oikopleuridae
Source: the annotation of a GenBank genome assembly